Bombus pascuorum is the source of this 2818-nucleotide messenger RNA. Its product is annotated as protein SPMIP1-like. The record is from RefSeq and is a predicted model, not a curated record. The transcript has 3 exons. Lineage: Eukaryota; Metazoa; Arthropoda; Insecta; Hymenoptera; Apidae. Bases 69 to 638 code for a protein of 189 amino acids.
AAUGGGCGUAUAUUCAAAUUUUAGUCACUCUUUUGUAUAAAUUACUAAGCACAUAACAAAAUUAAAAUAUGUCAACCAGAGGAGGAAUCUGUGAUGCUCGUUGCCAAGCAUUUCACACUGCAAUGAUACAAAAAGAAAAAAACACACGUAUUAGAUGGUUUUUGAAGAAUCAACACAAAUUAUUAGAUCAUUUGAGAAAAACUGAGGAAAUUAAGCUUCCGUCGAAACAUGAACCAGAAAAACAACCAGUCGUGGAUAUUAUACAUUUAAAACCCUUACCAAAUUGGAGACCCCUCGAACCUGAUGGUUCUAUCAAUAUGAACAUAAUGAAACCCAUUGAUCCGCAAGCAAGAACUAUUCUGUAUGAAGACGCCCCGAGUUUUGUUAACGCUGAAAAUUAUAUUUCCAAAAGAGUAAAAGACAUUCCUGAAAAUCGCUAUUACUACCCGGAUUGCACAAGUCGGAUAUACGGAUGGCGCUUAACAGAUUAUCCACCUAUUCCACGAAGUAAAGUUGGACAAACAAAUGUUAUGAUUCGUGAAUUUUAUCAUUCAAAAAUAUCGAGCCUUCACAGGGAUCCAGAAUGGUAUCGCUCUUCGAGAAGAAUAACAUUUAUAUGUGAUGAUAAAAUGAAUUAGUUUCCUAUUAGACGGAAAUUUAAUCAGGUAACUUUUUAUUUCAGUGUUUUAUGAAAAUUUUUUACCAAUUGUACUUUUCUAAAAACAGCAAAAUUUUUGUAAGUGAACGUUUUCCUUUAUGAUCUGCGAUUAACUAUGACUCAUUAAUUGUUGUCUUUUUAUCUACUUCUAGUUUUCAUAAAUAAUAAACAGUUUUCUUUCGUUGAUAAUCACGUAAAUAUUUCCCAUAUACAAAAUAUUAAUAUCCUAAGUUUUACAUUUUUUCUGUAUUGAAUAUUUCUUUACGGUAUUUAUUUUUCUUUAUAUAUUUCUGUGUUCAUUUCAUCAAAUACUAAAUAUUACAGUCCAUAUUUUAAGUUUGCAUUUUUUGUAUUUUUGAAGGAAACAAUAUAUAUUUAAUCAACAAUAUUUUACGCUUGACGAUACUUCUAUAAUAGAUUUUGUACAUCUCACAUGCUGUUUUCUUCGUAAAUCGUACUUUUUACGAUUCUUUUCUCUAAGCUAAACAGUUAUAUUUUUCUAUUGUUUAAAUAAGAUGAUAUAUAAAGUAAUAAAGAUUUUGCUAAAUUUGUUAAAAUCUAUUAAACAAAAAAUAUUUAUUACAUUGCCUUAUUUAAAAAACCGAGAGGAGGGAAUUAUAGAAAUCCCAUUGCUCCACUAAAUCUCUUAAAAGAAAAAAUGUACCUAUUUAUAACAAUUUACGAAAAAAUAGCUUGUAAGAUUUAUAGCAGAGCGUUCUUUGUGUGCAUCAUAUUUAACAAUUACAGUUUUAUAAUCUUUUCUGUUUUUCUACUAUCUUCUCAUUUCUUCCUUUUUUUUCUCUAUCCUUAUCUGAGUUAAUCAAAUGUUGUAAUCAUAACGGUAAUAGAUAGUUUGCUUGGCCCGGUAUAGCAUGAAACACAAAGUUAAUAAACUUCUGAAAAUGUUUAGUAACUUUACAAAGCUCUUCGCUCAAUAAUUUCUUCUCCAUAUGACAAUCGACAAUUUCUUUUUUCAUGAUGGUAAUUAUAUCUUUUAAGCGGACCAUUAAUUCAUAAAAUUCAUUGAUUUGUUGCUGUAUUAAAGCAUAAUUUCCUAUGAAAUAUUUCUUCUCAUAUAAUAAGCGAAAUUCGAAUAAUUUCGUUACCUGAAAGUAUUCAUGCAUGAUAUGUUUCUCUUUAUUACUUCGUAAUCGUUCCACACAGAGGAUAUAGAUUAAGUCUGCGGCAUUUUGUAUUUCAAACUGAUGUCUCUGAAUAUGUAAAUCUCUGCUCAUCUUCUCUUUAAAGUCCAGCAUUUCUUUUUUUAAUUUCACAUGCUGUUCCCUGUAUGAAUUUUAAUUCAAAUUACUUAUGCAAAUGCAAUGUUCAGAGAUGCGUAGUUAUGAACCUCAUUAUCUGAUUAAAAUCGGCAAUUAUAUUGUCCCUUUUGGCGCAAAACAGCUUUUCAAAUUCUUUGUACAACGAUAAGACAACGUGAGUCAUUUCCGCGCGCAUUUUUCGCGCCACUUCGUUGGUCACGUUUAUUCGUUCUUGUACAACUGCUUUUUGAGUGUUCUUAGCACAUUCUGCGGCUGCUUUGGACCAUUCUCCCUGAGAAAUAAAUUCGUUUUUUUUUUCUUUUUUUUUUGUUCAUAGACUUGUAUAACUUUUAAACUGCAUUAUAUGUACAUAUAUUCACUUCUCAUUAGACCCUUUUCAAUAGCGUAUUUUUAACAGCAUAUUUUUCACGAUCGAGAAUAUACGAAUGCUAUCCAAAAAAUGCUUUUUGAUAAACAUGUUAAUUUAUACAAUAAUAGCUAACAAUUCCAUUCCGACUAGAUAAAGAGAAUAUUCGAUAAUUCUCGUACUCAACAUCCUUGAGGUAAUUCAACGUUACACAAUCGCAUAUAUAUUAAACGUGUUUAAAAUAGGAUCUUCUAUUUGGCGAAGUUACUUGUACAAGCUACUCCAAUUACAAAUAUAAAAGUAAUUUAACUGCAUUGAAUUCUUUCAUAUGAAUCAUGUGAUCUUGAAUUCCUUCGUUAUUGCUUUAAUGCAUAUAUCAUUAUCAUUAAUAGAUCAUUAAUUUUAUUGCUUCUACAUCCGAUUAUUACAAAGCAUUAUCAGCUUAUUAGAUUCUUUCAAUCGUUUUUUAUGUAAUUGUAUUAAUAAAACUAUAUUAAUAAAAUAAUAUUAAUAAAAAUACAUUAAUAUUUAUUA